CUGGCGCUGACGGCAGAAUCAAGUCGGAUUUAGUGGAUUUUGUGGAUUAUCUUUCUCCGCAGCGCCGCUAGCGUCCACACCUGGCCUCCGUCGGAACACGUAUCUGUUUAUUAAAAUGAUUUGAACCGAAUUGGUCAGAAAUAAACAUUUUAUUCUGUCCAAAAGACCAAAUCCUUCGCGGGAAGAGCUCCUGAAGCGGACGCGUUGCCUUGGUAACGGUUGUGGAGAUGUCAGAGUCUGGUCCGAGUCCGUGGCUGGAGGCCCACUCUGACCCCGUGGCCGGUCUGAACACUCUGUCCUCCUGCAUGGACCUGUCGGACCUCAGUGGGGACGGGGAGAACUGUCUGGUCGUGGCUGAUCUGGGCUCGUCCUCCAGCGGGUCCCUGGGCUCCGGGAUGAAGCUCAAGGUGUUCCGUGGGACCUCUCUGGUGAGUGAGUCCUCCCUGCUGGACCUCCCGUCGGGUCUGGUGGCCUUCUUCAUGGACCUAAACGAGCCUCGGGUUCCUGCUCUGGCUGUGGCCUCUGGACCCUGUGUUUACAUCUACAAGAACCUCAGACCGUACUUCAAGUUCACCCUCCCAGGACUCGAGGUGGACCCAUUGGAACAGGAGGUGUGGCAGCAGGUGCGCUCCGGGCAGAUCGACCCUCUGGCUCUGAAGGACCUUCUGGAGGGCAUCAGGAGUAAAUCGGAGCUGCCUCUGUCCCAGCGUUCCCUCCGGUUCCUCUCCCUAGAACCAGAGAACAUGGACGAGUUUGUGACGCUGCACCAGGGACAGCCAAUCAGGAGACAGACAGUGAUCACGUGCAUGGGGACUCUGAAGAAGAGCACUGCAGACGAGGACGGUGUGAGCUGUUUAGUGAUCGGGACAGAGUCCAGUGAAGUUUAUGUGCUCGACCCUGAGGCUUUUAUUAUCCUCACCAAGAUGUGUGUUCCAGCGCCCCCUGUGGUGAUGGAGGUGAGUGGACAGUUUGAUGUGGAGUUCAGGAUCACUGUGGCGUGUCGAGACGGAGCCGUGUACGUGCUGCGCAGGGACUAUGAUAAACCGAAGUACUGCAUGGAGCUUUCAUCUCACUGUGUGUCUCUGGUCCGUGUGGGAAAAACUGUGGUGGUCGGCUGCAGCGACCAAACGCUCCAGGGCUUCAGCCAGAAGGGUAAGCGUCUGUGGUCGGUGGCGCUCCCCGCCCCCAUCACGGCCAUGGCGCCGAUGCGUGUGGCGUCGCGGGGGUUCGGGGGGGUGCUGGUGGCGUUGGCGUCGUGUGAGCUCAGACUUUAUCAGGACCAGUGGCUCCUGAACAGCCAGCGGACCCCGGAGCCCGUCACCGCGCUCACCUUCGGACGCUACGGCCGCGAGGACGGCGCUGUCGUCAUGGCCACGAGGGGAGGGGCCAUGCUUGUGCAUAUCCUGCGGCGUACGGCGUCCCUGCGGAGGCCGGAGGGCGGCGGGCCCCCGGGGGCCCAGAGCGUGCGCUUAAAUGUGCCGAAGAAGAGCCAGCUGUUUGUGGAUCAGACUCUGAGAGAGCGCGAGCAGGGGCCCCUCAUGCACCGUGCCUUCCUCGCGGAUCUGAUCCGGACGCGCCUCAGGGCCGCACGCGCCUUCAGCCGGGCCCUGGAGGCCUCCGCGGGCCCCUCGUCCGAACAGGGGCCCCUGAAGCUGCACGCCACCGUGCAGGGCCUGGGGCCGCACUUUAAACUCACCCUGUACGUGGUGAACGCGGCGGCGCUGCGGCCCGUCGCCGGCCUGUCCGUGUGCGUCCUGUACGACCCCGCCCUCUACGCCGUGGCCCCGCCCCUGCUGCGUCUGCCCCUGCUGGCCCCCGGCCUCACCUACGCCCUGCAGACAGGGGUCACCUGCACGGGCCCCGCCCUCUGUGAUGUCAUCAAGGUGUGUGUGCUCCAGGAGGGGAGGGGCGCCCCCCUGCUCACUGCCCACAUCAACAUGCCCCUGCCAGAGGCCCUUUAGAACCCCCUGCCAGAGACCCUGUCAAAACACGCCCCUGCCAGAGGCCCUGUCAAACACACGCCCCUGCCAGAGGCCCUGUCAAACACACGCCCCUGCCAGAGGCCCUGUCAAACACACGCCCCUGCCAGAGGCCCUGUCAGACACACGCCCCUGCCAGAGGCCCUGUCAGACACACGC
Boleophthalmus pectinirostris (great blue-spotted mudskipper) is the source of this 2138-nucleotide messenger RNA. It is a transcript of the gene bbs1, whose product is annotated as Bardet-Biedl syndrome 1. The record is from RefSeq and is a predicted model, not a curated record. Gene Ontology annotation, biological process: non-motile cilium assembly; protein localization to cilium. Gene Ontology annotation, molecular function: smoothened binding; patched binding. The coding region runs from base 228 to 1961 and encodes 577 amino acids. Gene Ontology annotation, cellular component: axoneme; BBSome; centrosome. The transcript has 8 exons. NCBI's taxonomy places the organism in Eukaryota, Metazoa, Chordata, Actinopteri, Gobiiformes, Gobiidae.